This is a messenger RNA of Pteropus alecto (black flying fox), 981 nucleotides long. Its product is annotated as olfactory receptor 1N2. Gene Ontology annotation, cellular component: membrane. The transcript has a single exon. Bases 28 to 981 code for a protein of 317 amino acids. The record is from RefSeq and is a predicted model, not a curated record. NCBI's taxonomy places the organism in Eukaryota, Metazoa, Chordata, Mammalia, Chiroptera, Pteropodidae. Gene Ontology annotation, molecular function: olfactory receptor activity; G protein-coupled receptor activity. Gene Ontology annotation, biological process: G protein-coupled receptor signaling pathway.
CUGAACAGGUAAUGAGAACUACAAGGGAUGGGGAAACCAAACAGAGUGAACCAAACGGUUGUUUCAGACUUCCUCCUUCUAGGACUCUCUGAGCAGCCCGAGGAGCAGCCUCUCCUGUUUGGCAUCUUCCUGGGCAUGUACCUGGUCACCAUUAUGGGGAACCUGCUCAUCAUCCUGGCCAUCAGCUCUGACCCACACCUCCACACUCCCAUGUACUUCUUUCUGGCCAACCUAUCAUUAACUGAUGCCUGUUUCAUUUCUGCCUCAAUCCCCAAGAUGCUGGCCAACAUUUAUAACCAGAGUUGGACCAUUUCCUAUUCUGAGUGCUUUGCACAACUAUAUUUUCUCCUUAUGUUUGGUGGCCUCGACAACUGCCUUUUGGCUGUGAUGGUGUACGACCGCUACGUGGCCAUCUGCCAGCCACUCCAUUACAGCACAGCUAUGAGUCUCCAGCUCUGUGUAUUAAUGCUGGGCAUGUGCUGGGUGCUCACCAACUGUCCUGCCCUGAUGCACACACUGUUGCUAACCCGGGUGGUGUUCUGUGCCCACAAGGCCAUCCCCCAUUUCUACUGUGAUCCCAGUGCUCUCCUGAAGCUCGCCUGCUCAGAUACCCACAUUAAUGAGCUGAUGAUCAUCACCAUGGGCCUGAUGUUCCUCACCACUCCCCUCAUGCUGAUCAUUUUCUCCUACAUCCGCAUUUCCUGGGCCGUAUUUGGCAUCUCAUCUCCUGGAGGGCGGUGGAAGGCCUUCUCUACAUGUGGUUCUCACCUCACAGUGGUCCUGCUCUUCUAUGGCUCUCUCAUGGGUGUGUACUUACUUCCUCCGUCAACUCACUCCGCAGAGAGGGAGAAGAGGGCUGCCAUUCUCUAUAUGGUAAUUAUUCCCAUGCUAAACCCAUUCAUCUACAGCUUGAGGAACAGAGACAUGAAGGAGGCAUUGGGUAAACUUUGGGGUGGUAGGAAAACAUUCUUCUUGCCAUGA